GCACGCUUCAUACAUUGCUUGUUGAUACUGUGAAGAGGUAGUGGAUUUUCUCGCAUACCGACAUUCUAACAGUUGUUGUACGUUUAUGUCAGCAACAAGCUACCUCAGUUUAUCAGCGUGUUGUCUACCAGCGAAGACGGCUUCGAGAGCCAGUGAAGAGUGUGUUUGUGCGUCCGUACGGGAAGUGGACUUCACGCGGAAUUUGAUCAGGAAUGCGAUUUGGAUUAUUAAGGUAUUAUUUUCCGAGUUUUACCGGGCGGUGCUAAACCACCAGGCCAAGGAAGGUGUUCAAAUGCCUGAGGGUGGGGAGAUUGAGGUUCUAACUCCGGGAGAGACUCGAGCGGUGGGAAUACUCGCCAGACGAAGGAUCGGGCUAUCGCUCGACUUCCCAGAUUUCACUUCGGACAACCUGCUGACCAAACGGUGCAAGAUGGAAUCUAUGAACAUGCAGAUUAACAACGGGCCCCUUAAUAACGGGAGCCCUACACUCCACCAUAGAUUUAUUCUGCCUUCGGAAUUAAGUUGUAGAAUGAACAAACUAAAACCGGUUUUAAUUCUCGACUGUCGACCAUUUUUCGCCUACAAUGCAAACCAUAUUCAGGGUGCUGUGAAUAUUAACUGUUCCGACCGGUUCAACCGUCGUCGGCUUCUCCAGGGAAAGUGUUCAUUAGUUGAUCUUGUGACGACAAAAGAAGGGAAAGACCUCUAUAAGAAAAAGAAUAACAAGGAAAUUAUCGUGUACGAUGACAGAACUAGAGACCUUAAAGAUCUGGCUACAGACUCUUCUAUGUACGUGGUGAUUUCUGUACUCAGGAGCGAGGGAAAGUUGGCGUGUGUAUUAAAAGGCGGGUUGGACGAUUUCCAGUCAGAGCACGGGGAUAUGUGCAAGAGCUCCCUCAAAUGUCACGAGCACAAGCCCUUGUACAGCCCCACCACGCCCAUCAUUGAGCCGGCAAUUGAGACCGCUACUGCCUCCCAAAUCCUACCAUUUCUCUACCUCGGAAACGAACGUGACGCGGCCAAUCUGCAGCGUCUUAAUGACCUCGGCGUGACUUACGUCCUCAACGUGACGUCACACUUACCCCAGCAUUUUGAAAACCACGGCAUUAGGUACAAACGCAUACCGGCGUCCGACAGCGGGCAGCAGAACCUCCGACAGUAUUUCGAAGAAGCCGGUUGCUUCAUUGACGAGGCUCGUGAAGCUGGGGCCAAGUUGCUCGUGCAUUGUCAGGCAGGCGUAUCGCGCUCGGCCACUAUCACCAUAUCAUUCCUGCUGCAACACUCGCGGAUGUCCAUGACAGACGCUUACAGAUACGUGAAAUCCAAGCGUCCGAUCAUCUCGCCGAAUUUUAACUUCAUGGGCCAGCUUUUGGACUUUGAGCAGGCGCUUAAUCAGGGACAUGUACCGCGCGUUUUGGCUUCGCCGGUGUCGCAAAUCAUAGAAGAGUGCACGUGAAUUGGAACUUUGCAGACUUGCGUGGACUUUAAAAUCUGCAGAACGGGUAUUCAUGUCGCUAAAAUGCAUAAUGGAGACGCUUCUAAAACUACGGACGUUCAUUUAGUCCGGAGUGUUUUAAUAAAAAGGUCAAAGGUAAAGGGGAACAUGUCGCGCUUCAAAUAGCGGACGCGCAAGGGACGAAGUGCUGUGAAUUCGGAUGCUCAAAUUUAUAAACAGGAAACAAAUGACCCUUUGUUGAGCUGUUAAGGUAUCAGGGAAACAAUGCGAUGGCGAGUGCUGAUUCAUGUCGUCUGAAUCUGGAAGCCUAGUUCCAUAAAGCAGACGACACUUAAUGCCGUGAUUGCAAACGAUAUUAUAACAGCAAAAAUCCAUAUCAGUACUAGAAUUCGACACAAAUAACCUCGUAAUUUAUGCAUGGGCCAUUUUAUUUGCUGACUAAGAGAAUAUAAUUUCCCUCGCGGAGCCAUAAUCGUUUUUUUAUGCACUGCUCUGCAGACAUGUUAGUGCUGUAAUUAAAAUGCAACGUAUAAUUAAAGUUCAUUUCGACAAAAAUUUAAAUUACUGUCUUAAAUGAAAUUGUCGUCUGCUUUAGAAAAUAUGGGCAUUCCAACGGAUGAUUCAUACAAAAGAAACAGACUUGCAUUUGACUUCGGGAUAAAAAUUACAAGUCUUUCACUAAUUUGUUUCCAUCCAUGUGCAAUUAUAUGUUUUCUGAGUUUUGAUUCGUUUUGUGAACAUUGAUGGAUGACGUGGGUGGGGUAACCGAUUUUUUUUCUUCGUAAAAAUCGCAAACAUUCGGCGAAUUCCAGCCUGUGAUCUAGAGGUUGCAUUAUUGUAUGAGUUGUUAAUGGAGAUAAACUAGACACGUCAAUUAUUAGUCCGAGUAAUUCACUCGAGAUACCCCACUCAUGACAAAAACAUGCGAUGACUGAUGCGGAAGACGCGAUUGGAAAUCAUAUUAAGUGCGGCGCAGUUUUGGACAAAUCUGCCCGCAUUUUCAUGUUGCCGAGUAAUCUAAACUGCGUCUGAUUUUUAGUCGUCAUGAGCGAAGAAUUUCGCGUUAGAAAUGGCAUUUUAAUGUGACCACGUGAUUUUCAUUGGUCAUCCGUAUAUAGUUAGAUAGAUAGACCUUACGUUGUAUUGAUGUUAGAAAUCCAUUCACUUGUUCAUAUAUUGUAAUAUAUAUCAAUAUUUCGUUGUUUGACAUGUCCUUAACACACAUUUAUGUUUUCUGAACGUAAACGUAUGACAACAUUUUAACUUGAGUUCUUUAAAAACAUUUACAAAUGCGAGUUUAUGAACUCUACGUUUUGUUCAUUGUAUAACUGAUUCCAAUCCAUUUUAUCUAAAUAACUUUGUUUAUAUUUUCAACAUGCGAGCGAGAACAGUAUGAUAUAUGCUAGAAUUUACAAAUAAUCAGCAUUACACGGUGCUAUUCAUCUUACUUCUCGCGUGUCUCAUUUUGAUAAUAUUUAACCCUUUCAGUGCGGGAACCGAAUUUUAAAGGCCUUUGCAAACAGUUUUGAUCCAGAUGAGACGCCACAGAACGUGGCGUCUCAUCAGGAUCCAAACUGUUUGCUAUUCUGAUAGUAUUCUUUGAAAAAAAUAGAAGAAAAUGCUAAUUUUAAAAAUUCUGCAGACGACAUUUUAGCAGACGACAAAUUUCCCAGCAUGCAAAGGGUUAAGACAUUACUUGCUCAAUGUGCGGUUACUACGACUAAAUUCUUCACCAAGUAUCUCAUAGAACCUCAUAGCGUUCAGAACAUACCGGGUAGAUUAUAUUGGUUGUGAAUUACUUCACUGGCUUUUAUAUGUCAAAAAUUCUUUGAAUGGGGCCAAUUUAAACAUAGACAAUAAUGAUAACAUCCAUUAUUCAUUUUAAAAGUACAGGUUUUUUGCGGUACAAACAAUGAUUUCAAAACUGACUAUUCGAGAAAAAGGGUCAAAGUUCUGAAAUCUAUUGAUUAAAUUUAAAACAGACUUAAACCAGCCAAUCGUACUGUUUUAACGUAUAACAAUUAUAAUUUAUUUUCUGAAAACUUAUUUUUAAAUGUUUUUGUGGUAGUUUUCCAAAGUUGGUAUUAUUUGAUGAUAGUCCUUGAUCGCUUAUGCUUAUUUCAUUCCUCUUAAAGUUCGGUCUUGACACCGAUAACACAAUACUAUUUGCCCUCUAAAAGCAAUUUUGUGUAUAGACUGAAUAGCAUUUCUUCUGGUUUCUAAAGAUUGUGCCGCGCUCUAUUUGUCCCAAGUAAAUACCAAAAAUCGUCUAUUGUGUUUCGGCUGAUGACUCAUCACAUUAGAAUGUCGUUACAUCUUGUCGCAAAGCGGUGUUUUAAAGCGGCCUGUCAAAAUGUCAAUCUCGCCCCCCCCCCCCUCCACUGUUAGUAAUAAGUUUUGGAUCAUUUACGUUUUAAUUUACGCCGAUUUUUUUCCGUAAAUGACGAAUGCGUACAUUACAAAGCGGGUUUAAUAACAGAACAAGUUUUGCGUUUUUUAUGUUUAUGCAUAAAGGUAAACAAAUUUGUCCUGUUCUAGUGCGUAAUAAAGACAUAAAGGACUGCUUAUUUAUUAAUUUAAUGCUAUUUU
This is a messenger RNA of Dreissena polymorpha, 4045 nucleotides long. Its product is annotated as dual specificity protein phosphatase 10-like. Gene Ontology annotation, biological process: protein dephosphorylation; negative regulation of MAPK cascade. NCBI's taxonomy places the organism in Eukaryota, Metazoa, Mollusca, Bivalvia, Myida, Dreissenidae. Bases 86 to 1456 code for a protein of 456 amino acids. Gene Ontology annotation, cellular component: cytoplasm; cytosol. The transcript is spliced from 4 exons. The record is from RefSeq and is a predicted model, not a curated record. Gene Ontology annotation, molecular function: MAP kinase tyrosine/serine/threonine phosphatase activity; protein tyrosine/threonine phosphatase activity.